UCUUUUCGAUUCCGGAUUCUGCAGGUCCCACGUCGGUGCUCUCGAUUUUUCGUAAAUUUGCCACGGAAUACUCCGCCAACACCACAACGAAAUCAUGGCUUUCGGUGAUGUUAAGACUGCCAACGGACUGAAGGAACUGGACAAGUUCCUCGCCGACAACAGCUACAUCUCGGGAUACGUCCCGUCGAAGGCAGAUUUGUCGGUGUUCGAGGCCCUCGGCAAGGCACCGGCUGCGGCCAACGUGAACGCUCUGCGUUGGUACAACCACAUCGCGUCGUUCAGCGCCAAGGAGCGUGCGGCGUGGGGUGGACAGGCUCUGCCACAGGCUGCUGGAGCGAAGCCUACCGUUGCUGCGGCCGCUGCCGCCGAUGACGAUGAUGUGGACCUGUUCGGAUCCGAGGACGAGGAGGAGAGCGCCGAGGCGGCGAAGCUGAAGGAGGAACGAUUGGCCGCAUACAAUGCGAAGAAAUCGAAGAAACCCGCCCUGAUCGCCAAGAGCUCCAUCCUGCUCGACGUGAAACCGUGGGACGACGAGACGGACAUGAAGGAAAUGGAGAAGAGCGUCCGAAGCGUGGUAAUGGAUGGUCUGCUCUGGGGUGCGGCCAAGCUGGUCCCGGUCGGCUACGGUAUCCACAAACUGCAGAUCUGCUGUGUCAUCGAGGACGACAAGGUCUCGGUAGAUGAGCUCACAGAGAAGAUUCAGGAAUUCGAAGACUUUGUCCAGUCGGUUGAUAUUGCGGCGUUCAACAAGAUCUAAGCGCACCAUGUUUUACCAGCACGACACCUGUGCUAUGGGAGUUAUUUAAAAUGUGCGAUCUACAAUAAAACAGAGCAACUUUCUAAUUGCUAGAA
Anopheles aquasalis is the source of this 852-nucleotide messenger RNA. It is a transcript of the gene eEF1beta, whose product is annotated as elongation factor 1-beta. The record is from RefSeq and is a predicted model, not a curated record. Lineage: Eukaryota; Metazoa; Arthropoda; Insecta; Diptera; Culicidae. Gene Ontology annotation, molecular function: translation elongation factor activity; guanyl-nucleotide exchange factor activity. Gene Ontology annotation, cellular component: cytosol; eukaryotic translation elongation factor 1 complex. Gene Ontology annotation, biological process: translational elongation.